Molecule: messenger RNA, 2497 nt
Organism: Halichondria panicea
Lineage: Eukaryota; Metazoa; Porifera; Demospongiae; Suberitida; Halichondriidae
Exons: 13
Coding region: 525-2330 (601 amino acids)
Biological process (GO): calcium ion import across plasma membrane; cell communication; sodium ion transmembrane transport
Cellular component (GO): sarcolemma; postsynapse; axon
Molecular function (GO): calcium:sodium antiporter activity
Source: RefSeq, a predicted model, not a curated record
GCUAUAGUGCUGCAUGUACAUAUUAUAUGUAUGCAGUUAUGUUUUGAGCGGUAUUCUUUAUUUCCUGUUUCGGUAGAGAGUGUAUGCUUAAUUAUGUGAUUAACUGAAACCUACCUGUGCAAUGUUGACUACCGUAAUUUUCGUGGGGUAAAAUAUUCGUUAUUUUCGUGGGCAGGCUGACCUCCACGAAAUUUUAGCGUAGGCGUGGCUUAUCGGAACGUAGGAAUGCCGUGCAGCCACGAGACUAAACGAAAUUUUUACUCACGAAAACCACCGUUUCUCGAGUUGAACGAAUUUCUUACCCCACGAAACUUACCCGCUAUACGGUAUAAGUUUUAUUAGACUGUGCAAUUAGUGGUUGCCUUUCACUUCGGACAACUUUUACUUGCUUUCCCAACUAGCUAAUUAUAUUGUUGUGUGUUUGAUCUCUGGAGCUUGCUAAUUACACUGUGGGGGAGGGUGACGGGUACGUGACUGUGUGUGCCUCUCUGGAGGGGGUCCUGGAAAGGAUCAUCAUCGUCAAUAUGACCACCACUGAGGACUCAGCACUUGCCAUCAGUGACUACUCUGCUCUCACGGACUACCCUCUUCAGUUCUCUGCAAGUGUGGACACUGCUUGUGUGAAUGUCUCCAUCUUGGAGGAGGACAUCGUUGAGCCUGACCAAGUGUUCCAAAUAUAUCUAGCCAGCUAUGAUCCAGUUAUCCUCACUCCCAAUUCAUCAGCCUCUGUGACUAUUCUGGAUAAUGAUGUGCUAGGUAUUGGUCUCAGCUCAGCAUCAGUGAUGGCUAGUGAGGUGGCAUCUCCUCUCUCUGUUGCCGUAGUGAUUUUGUCUGGCAGUCUGGAACUAGAUGUCACUGUCAGUGUGGCAGCAUUCAGUUGGGUCAAUGACACUGCCACUGAAGAUUUCGACUAUCGGUCAUUGAACAAAACCAUCACCUUCACUUCUGGGUCAGGGGUGGGCUCCAUGGAAACCUUUGAUGUCAUCAUUAUCAAUGACAUCAUUGUAGAAGAAUUGCUUGAAACAUUCACACUGAGGCUGACCAUACCCACUGGAGCACCUGUUGCCGUGAUCGGACUGGAGGUGGCCACUGCAUUCAUACAAGAGGACCUUACUGACAGUGUGACUGUGAGUUUGAAUGAAUCUAGCUACGUACUGACUGAGGGAGAGGGUGUGGUCAUAUGUAUGGAGCUGGUGGGAGUGCUAGAGAGAGAUGCUGCUGUAAAUAUCACCACUGUGGAUAGCACUGCAACAGUGUUGGACUACAUUGAUAUCUCUACCACCCUCACAUUCUCUUCCGGCACCUCGAGUGCCUGUGUGCAGUUAUCGACCAUUGACGACAGUACGUACGAAUCUACAGAAGGGUUGAGUGUAGAGCUGGAGUCCACUGACUCCCAAGUCACUGUAGCCACUCCCUCCGUACUCGUCACUAUAGUGGACAAUGAUGAUGUUGUGCUUUCCCUGUCUGCCCCUGAGUUUGUGUGUGAAGGAGAUGGUGUCGUGCAGAUCUGCGUCACCUUGGAGACUGACAUUGAGAGAGAUGUGGAAGCUACCAUAGAGACCGCUGAUGCAUUCGCAAUUGAUUCUGAAGAUUACCAGAGUAUUACCGUCACCUACUCCUACUCCGCCCCCCUAUCUUCCCCCCUUACCAACUGCACACUAGUGACAAUACUCGACAAUGACAUUAUCGAGCCAUGUGAAGACUUCAGGGCCAACCUUAGCUCACCCUCUGAGAGAGCGGUGCUCAGUCCAAGCUCACUGAGUAUCAUCAUUCAUGAUGAUGAAGACAUCACCUCCCCUCUGUUGUUGUUCAACAACUCACCUCAAAUCAGUGGGAGCGAUCUGACAGCCUACUACAACCUGACGGGCUGUGCCAGGGUCACUUGUGAGGUCAGGAAUCAACAAGAUUGUUCUCAACCUGUCGGUAGUUUCGAGGGUGUGUGGUUUGGACAGAAUGCGAUCAAUAGGAGGACACUGCAACAGUUUGCUAUUAUCGUGGAUGCAUACUGUCCCAACCAAAUAGUCCCAGUGUUCGAGGACAGGCCAAUCAGAGGUGAUAAUACUCAGUGCAGUCAGCACUUCACUGACCAACAGUAUGAGUUUGACCCCGUCUCUGGAAAUGUGACUGUGGAGUGGGAGGGAACUGGACCCGAUGCAACUGUUCAAGUUAGCCAGUUUAUGUGCAGGUUACCUAACACAGACACAUUUUCGUGUGUUAGUCCCCUUGUUAUCACCGGUCUGUCCUCUGGAAGCCACACCCUCUUAGUCACACCAGUGGGAAUCAGUGGGUGUACAAGGAUGGUCACUAGGAGCUUACUCAUAACCAUCUGAACAGUUAUUCAGGACAUUUUAAUGCUGACAUACGUGUGUGCUCCUAUUCAUAUAAUGCCUUAGAUUAUAAUUGUCGACAAUUUAAAGACAAAUAGAUAAACAUCAUAGCUACUAUUGAAUAAAAAUGUUUUCUUUAUUGUCAAGUUGACUGAAUGUUUUGCAUUUUG